AUGGAGGUAAGGCACGCACGAUGCAUCGGGCAGCUGCAAUCCGUCCUCUCUCUCCAAAGUCCAAAUGCAGACGAGACGCAACACCGUGCACAGGAAAGACAUACACGCGCACUAGACACAGGAGUAGCAGCCGCCGAGCGGGACCAGAGCAGCGGCGGCCCACCUGUCAUCAUGCUAGACAAAUGCGUGUGCACAAUCCGGGUGCACAUGCGUCGACCCACCCCUUCUGCAGCUGAUGCAGGACACACAACUCCCCACGACGCACGACGCACUACGCGGGAAGCGCGUGAGGAGCGCCGCGCAAGGAGCGGUUGA
Triticum turgidum subsp. durum (durum wheat) is the source of this 315-nucleotide messenger RNA. The record is from the annotation of a GenBank genome assembly. NCBI's taxonomy places the organism in Eukaryota, Viridiplantae, Streptophyta, Magnoliopsida, Poales, Poaceae.